Messenger RNA from Lepisosteus oculatus (spotted gar), 1723 nucleotides. RefSeq names its product serine protease HTRA2, mitochondrial. NCBI's taxonomy places the organism in Eukaryota, Metazoa, Chordata, Actinopteri, Semionotiformes, Lepisosteidae. Gene Ontology annotation, molecular function: serine-type endopeptidase activity; protein binding. Gene Ontology annotation, biological process: positive regulation of apoptotic process; programmed cell death; proteolysis. Gene Ontology annotation, cellular component: mitochondrion. The record is from RefSeq and is a predicted model, not a curated record.
UACAUCUCCCAAAAUGCAAUGCACGAGAACUAUCGUAAACAGAUUUUUCUGACGUGAAGUCACAGAAUUAAUUGCCAACAUGGCGGCUUCCAGUCGCCUGCUUCGGCUGUUCAGGAAUUGCCUGCAGGAUUCCCGUUUUCCUCUACGAGCGCUGGGGCACACUCCCGGAGAUCAAGUACGGGAGAAAACUAACAACUGGAGCAAUGGCUGUCAUCGGACUGGUCGGUACAGGACAGCCUGGGUUAUUGGUCUGGGGAUCGGAGGGGCUGCUCUGCUGUAUUCCAGGGCAGAUUCAGAGGAUCAGUCAUCACCUGGGACGAGUCCUUUGGGGAUCCGUUUUACCGGCGCCUCCCUCCAUAAUCUGCUGCCAGUAGCGCGGUGUGCUACCCCGGUCAAACCGGAUAGUCCCCGGUAUACGUACAACUUCAUCGCAGAUGUCGUGGAAAAGUCGGCGCCUGCAGUUGUUUACAUUGAGAUUGUUGGAAGGCACCCGUAUACACGCAGAGAGAUUCCGAUCUCCAACGGUUCGGGAUUCAUCAUCAGCAAGGAUGGGCUGAUAGUAACGAAUGCUCAUGUGGUGGCCAACAAGCGAGGAGUGAGAGUCAAGCUGGCUAACGGUGAGACGUACAACGCGGUCGUGCAGGAUGUGGACCAGGUAGCAGAUGUCGCCACUAUCAAGAUAAAUGCAAAGCACCCCCUCCCGACUCUGCCCCUGGGUGUGUCUGCGGAGGUGCGGCAGGGGGAGUUCGUGGUCGCCAUGGGAAGCCCCUUCGCUCUGCGCAACACCAUCACGUCCGGGAUCGUGAGCUCAGUGCAGAGAGGCAGCCGGGAGCUGGGCCUUUCCAACACCAACAUGGACUACAUCCAGACCGACGCUGCCAUCGACUUUGGAAACUCUGGCGGGCCACUCAUCAAUCUGGAUGGGGAGGUGAUUGGUAUCAACACCAUGAAAGUGACGGCAGGCAUUUCCUUUGCCAUUCCUUCAGACCACGUGAAGCAUUUCCUCAACAGCACAGAGGAAAGGAAGAAAUCUUGGUUUGGUGAAUCAGAAGCAAAGCGUCGCUAUGUGGGUGUGAUGAUGCUGACAUUAACUCCCAGCAUCAUCGCCGAACUGAAGCUCCGCGACCCCACUUUCCCAGACGUGACCCAUGGGGUCUUGAUUCACAGGGUCAUCAUGGGUUCGCCGGCAUACAGGGCUGGUGUGAAACCAGGCGAUGUAGUGCUGGAGAUCAACGGCAAGCAGGUGAAGACAGCAGAAGAAAUCUACAACGCAGUGCGCACCUCUGACAGCAUUAACAUGGUCGUGAAAAGACAAGACGACCUGCUUAUUCUGCACAUGACUCCUGAGGUCACAGAAUAAACCUCAUGAGCUCGGCAGGACACUUCAUCAAGUAGCAAGAACACUUGGUGGAUGUUAUUUCAGAAUGUUUGUGUUCAAAAAAGCCUGAAAAGGACUUAUUUUUUAAUUACCUUCAUAUCUUUUGCUCUGGAACUGGAGAUGGAUUGGAGACACAUUUUAUGAAUGUGGACUUGCUUUAGCCUUAAUGAAUAUGAUUAAGAUUAGAAACCAUGUCUUCCCACUGUCUCAUGCGUAAUAGAAUUGUAUGUUUUCUGUGAGACCCACAGUGUUGAAAAUAUUCACCAUGAUAAAUAUUCUCAUUUGCCUAAAUAACUUAAAUGAUUGGACAGUAAGAAAAAAUAAAUGUAUUUGGUUUUGACUCAA